CUGAAUGGGCCACUUACUUUGUCAGGGCUCCUGGGGGUCCUCUGGGGAGGGAGCAGACUUUGUGUCCAGAGAAGAGAGAGAUUGGAGCGUGUGAAGGAGGCAGUUUAGGGCGGUUCCCAUAGGUGCUAUUUUAAAGCACCUGAGCCUGGGGCAGAAGGUGUGGAGCGCUCGGCAUGUUGGGAAGAUGGGGUUGCAUAUUUCUGAUAGUCUCCUGAGUUUCCAUGGAUCUUCCCAGGACCUGGGGCUAAAAGGAAGAAAACUGUGGGAACCGGAGCUCAGGGGAUCCAUUGGCUUCACUGGGGUGAAGGCUGCCAGAGCCCAGAGCUCUGAGUGCGGGAAGCCUGCUUAUGGAUGUUUGAAAAUACAUCUGUGUGUGCCUGCGGGGGCAUUGGGACUAGGCUGGCUCUAGAGGUCUGUUCCAUUCUACAAGCGACUACUGAGUGCUUGCUGUGUGCGGGAGGGGACCCCAAGACUGGGCCAGGAAGUACCACCCGCUGACCACCAAACAAUGUGGCCCAGGCAGUGGCAGCCGUGACAGUGAGGCGGUGACAGCAGAAUUUGUGGCAAAGGAUGCCCCAGGUCCUGGAGCGUGCAGAGGGCUGCUGGGCCUGGGUAGUGCUGCUGGCCUCCCUGGUGACCCAGGGCCUCACCCUGGGCUUCCCCACAUGCACUGGCAUCUUCUUCACUGAACUGCAGCAUGAGUUCCAGGCCAGCAACAGUGAGACCUCCUGGUUCCCCUCCAUCCUGACAGCCAUGCUCCACGCUGGGGGACCCCUAUGCAGCAUCCUGGUGGGACGCUUUGGCUGCAGAGUGACGGUGAUGCUGGGGGGCGCACUCGCCAGCCUCGGCAUGGUGGCCAGCUCCUUCUGCCACACCCUUAGCCAGCUCUACCUCACGGCAGGAUUCAUCACAGGCCUGGGCAUGUGCUUCAGCUUCCAGUCGAGCAUCACGGUGCUGGGCUUCUACUUCUCCCGCCACCGGGCACUGGCCAACGCACUGGCUUCAGUGGGCGUCUCCCUGGGCAUCACGCUCUGGCCACUGCUCUCCCGCUACCUCCUGGAGAACCUGGGCUGGAGAGGCACUUUCCUCAUCUUCGGCGGGGUCCUUCUCCACUGCUGCGUCUGCGGGGCCAUCCUGAGGCCUGUGGCCACCAGCACGGCCCCUGAGACCAAAGAAGGCCCCCCUCCACCUUCCAAGACAUCUGCACCUGGCUGCCUGGCAGCGUGCGGUGCGGCCAUCCAGCGCCACCUGGCCUUCGACAUCCUGCGGCACAACGCGGGCUACCGAGUGUUCACGCUGGGCGUUAUGUGGAUGAUCCUGGGCUUCCCGCUGCCUCACGUCUUCCUGGUGCCAUACGCCACGCGGCAUGGGGUGGACGAGCACAAGGCGGCCCUGCUCAUCUCCAUCAUCGGCUUCAGCAACAUCUUCCUACGGCCCGUGGCUGGGCUGCUGGCAGGCCGGCGGGACUUUGCUGGCCACCGGAAGUACCUGUUCAGCCUGGCAGCCCUGCUCAAUGGCCUCACCAACCUGGUGUGUGCAGCGUCGGCAGACUUCCGGGUGUUGGUGGUCUACUGCUUGGUGUACAGCGUGUCCAUGAGUGGCAUUGGUGCCCUCCUCUUCCAGGUGCUCAUGGACAUUGUGCCCAUGGAUCGGUUCUCCAGCGCCCUGGGCCUCUUCACCAUCCUGGAGAGCAUCUCCAUCCUUACCUCCCCACCACUGGCUGGGCUCCUCCUCGACACCACCAACAACUUCAGCUACGUUUUCUACAUGUCAAGCUUCUUCCUCAUAUCAGCUGCCCUCUUCAUGGGUGGCAGCUUCUGUGUCCUGCAGAAGAAGGAGAGGCAAGGCAGGCCGGCCGAGGCCGAAGGAGCCGUCACAGAAGUUGCCUCAGAGCAAGGCCUCACAGUGGAGGACCCACGUGGUUCCGAGAAGCAGCUGUACACCGAGAUCACAUAUGUGACCAGCGUCUGAGCCCUGGGGAUCGUGUGUGACCAGCGGCUGAACCCCAGGGUCUUGUGUGUGACCAGUGGCUGAGCCCUGAGGUCAGUGAGUGACCACUGCCUCAGCCUAGGGAUGUGAUAUCCAGCUGCCAGAGGCUGGGGUGAAGGGCUCACCAGGAAGCCUGAACCAAAAGCCCUCCAGGCUCUGUACAUUGGGACUCAGCCAGGAGCUGGGACCUUGGAGGCUGGCCUCCAAAGACUCAGGGUUCCUACCAACCAGCAGAAUCCAGGAGCGGGUCCUCCUGACUUUUCCCCUUGGGUACCGGAGUGAGUCUAAAUCCUCCUCGGCUCAGCUGGCUGCCCAGUAUUGCUGUUGCAACUCAGCACACUAGACCCUCCAGUCUAGCUCAAUGUUUCUGAUGUGAUCUCUUUGUCCUUCUCCGGCCUCCAGACAGUUCCAAAGACCCCACCCCACCUCUGAGGCCCUCCUGCCCCAUUUCUUCUCAAGUGCCCCAGUCUUUGCCUUAGGGCUGCCCACAGCACAGGUUGCUGGGCCUCAUGCUUACUGGAACCUUGGGAAGAAGAACCUCGUGUGAGAAUGAGUUAUGGCCGGUGAUGGUGGAGGGCCAGGCUGAGGGGUUGGCCUGGACGCAGGCUACGGACAGAUGAAAUGUUGGGUAGAAGAGCCAUCCUGGCGUCCGAGCAAAGAACUGGAGGGGAGCCCUUCCUUGGCUUGAGUCCUAGAAUCAGUGUGAGGAGUCCCUGCACACUGAGCAGGGCCUGCUCUAGGGUCUCCCUCCCUCCCUUGCCCUCCCCUCCCCCUGCCCCCCAAUCUUAGCCAUGAACAUUAGUGCUGGGGUAGAUGGAAACCUGACAUUUGACUGAGCAGGGUGGGGAAGGAUUGCUAGGCAGAGCCCAAGGACCUCUGUGAAGACAGGGCUGCUUUUGCAACAGAAGCCCUUUUACUCCUCCCUCCUGUCCUGCUCUCUUUACUGUGUCACAGGUGUCCACCCUGCUCCCUGUUGGCCUGUGCCUGUGACAUGGAGGUCAGUGCUCCCCACAUGCAUACUCUUUUUGCUGGUACCGUGGUCAUCACUUGGGGGCUAGCUGUCAUCAGCCCAAACUUGUCCCAGCAGGAUACCAACUGAGGCAAUGGAAAAAGAGUUUGUUUGAAUUACACACAAAAAUGUUCCUGCCGCAGGUUAUAAACCUGGUGAACUAAUGAAACCGGAAAACAGGCGUAAGUCCUGCCCCUCCCCCUUCAGUUCUCCCUGCUCAGCAGGGGUCCGCUCUGACCCAAGUCCUUGUUUGUUGAUUCAGGCUCAACCAGGCUCCAACAAGAAAGCCUUAUCGGGAAAAUAAAUUUUAUUUUCGUGACCUGA
Messenger RNA from Neofelis nebulosa (Clouded leopard), 3322 nucleotides. It is a transcript of the gene SLC16A5, whose product is annotated as solute carrier family 16 member 5. Gene Ontology annotation, biological process: monocarboxylic acid transport; transmembrane transport. Gene Ontology annotation, cellular component: membrane. The record is from RefSeq and is a predicted model, not a curated record. The transcript has 6 exons. NCBI's taxonomy places the organism in Eukaryota, Metazoa, Chordata, Mammalia, Carnivora, Felidae. Gene Ontology annotation, molecular function: monocarboxylic acid transmembrane transporter activity. Bases 571 to 1971 code for a protein of 466 amino acids.